Messenger RNA from Pistacia vera, 386 nucleotides. Its product is annotated as carotenoid 9,10(9',10')-cleavage dioxygenase 1-like. Gene Ontology annotation, cellular component: chloroplast stroma. Lineage: Eukaryota; Viridiplantae; Streptophyta; Magnoliopsida; Sapindales; Anacardiaceae. Gene Ontology annotation, biological process: carotene catabolic process. Gene Ontology annotation, molecular function: carotenoid dioxygenase activity. The coding region runs from base 74 to 331 and encodes 85 amino acids. The record is from RefSeq and is a predicted model, not a curated record. The transcript is spliced from 2 exons.
UGUAGAUUUCAAAAUUUUCAUGAAUUCGAAAGGAGAACAUGAAAGUGUUUUAUCCCAUAUAAAUUUAUAGGAAAUGGUGAAAGAAAACAAGCUGAUAUUGACAUUUGAUCCAACGAUUAAAGCUCGUUUUGGUGUACUUCCACGGUGUGCAAAGGAUGAGGUUCAAAUCAGGUGGUUUGAGCUUCCAAACUGCUUCAUAGUCCAUAAUGCUAAUGCUUGGGAGGAGGAGGAUGAAGUUGUUUUGAUCACUUGCCGCAUUGAGAAUCUUGAUUUAGACAUGUUCAACGGGCCUGUCAAAGGAAAGAAUGAAAAAGUCACAGCUGAGCUGUAGGUGAUCCAUGAUUAAUAUAUAUUUUCUGAAGUUCAGUAAGAUGUCAAGGUAUUUC